Chelonus insularis is the source of this 10107-nucleotide messenger RNA. RefSeq lists its product as uncharacterized. The record is from RefSeq and is a predicted model, not a curated record. The transcript is spliced from 4 exons. Bases 1 to 10107 code for a protein of 3368 amino acids. Lineage: Eukaryota; Metazoa; Arthropoda; Insecta; Hymenoptera; Braconidae.
AUGCAAUAUUUUACAAUUUGCAGAAAUGAUAAGAAUAAAGAAGUUGAACCUGUUAGUUACAAAAUUGGUAGAAGUUUGAAGAAAUUUACUCUAGAUAAAUCUUUUACUCGAGCUCCUGCAAAAGAUUUUUUUGGCUUUGAUGAUGAUGAAGAUGACGAUUACAGAGCAUACACUGCAACUAUAGAAAUUCCUGGAGCAAAGAAAACACCGUUUGAUCCUCAAAAAUUUUUCUCCGAUUAUGUUAUUCCGACAGCUGUCUUUGAAUAUGUUGAUCAGAGAACAAAAGUUACAGAAGGUUUAAAAAUGUCUGCUUCUGAUAAAACUUCAACUACUGUUUCCAUAAUUUCUUCUACUACUCCUAGUACAACAACUACCGAAAAGAUUACUAAUUAUGACAAAAGUAGUACUCAAUCCAUCAGAAUAUCUGAAAAACUAGAAACUGAAACUAGUACUCUAAAAGCAUUUAGUAAAAAACCAACAACUCAAACAAUGAAAUCAUCAUUUUUCUCGGAUUAUGUUAUUCCAACAGCUGUCUUUGAAUAUGUUGAUCAGAGCACAAAAGUUACAGAAGAUUUAAAAUUGCCUGCUUCUGAAAAAACUUCAACUACUGUUUCCAUAACUUCUUCUACCACUCCUAGUACAACACCUACCGAAAAGGCUACUGAUUAUGACAAAAGUAGUACUCAAUCCAUCAGAGUAUCGGAAAAACUAGAAACUGAAUCUAAUACUCUGAAAGCAUUUAGUAAAAAACCAACGACUCAAACAAUAAAAUCAUCAACUUCUGAAAUAACAACUCAAAACAUCAAAGAGCCUAACGAAAUUGAUACAACUAUAAAUUCUGGAGAAAAAGAAACAUCAAUUUUACUUGAGAUAGAAAUAGGUUUAGUGACAAAAUCAAGUGUUCCUAAUGUUAAGGCUAGCACGGCAAAAACUUCUAUUUCUAGUGAAGUACCCAAAAAAAUGGAAACUUCCUCACAAACACCUAUAAUGACAUUAAGUACUUCUGAAACAUCUACAUCUACGCCAUCAUCUUCGCAAAUAAUAGAUGAGACAACAUCUACAAACUUCACGGCUUUUGAUUCCACCAAAACAUUAGCAUCAACAGUGUCAACAUUAGCAACUAAUGCUGUAGAAAAUACAACAUUAGAAAUAAUGGGGUCAUCGACAAAUCAAACAUCUUUUGAAACUACUACUGAAAUGCUACACGAAAAUAUAACAGCGAUAUCUAAUAUGACGAGUGUAACGAGCGAGUUAAUCCAUAGCACAGAAAAUACAACCAUUGGUUUUAAUUUAACAACUGCUGAAUUAUCAACAAACAUCACUGAAACAUUUCAAGAAAAUACAACUAUGUCAAUAGAUUCGACUACAUAUUAUGCAAAUUCCACAAUAUCGGAUACUGAAUUAAUUACUAUGACAACUGAAGGGCUUACGGAAAGGAUAGCAAAUUUGACUACAGAAUUGACUCCAACUAUUACAAAGCUAUCGUCUAUUACAGAAUUAAAUUUGACUACAGAGUUAUCUUCAAUUACAGAAUUGACUCCGACUACCACAAAGCUAUCUUCUAUUACAGAAUUAAAUUCGACUACAGAGUUAUCUUCAACUACUGAAUUAAAUUCGACUACAGAGUUAUCUUCAAUUACAGAAUUGACUCCGACUACUACAAAGCUAUCUUCUAUUACAGAAUUAAAUUCGACUACAGAGUUAUCUUCAACUACUGAAUUAAUUUCGACUACAGAUGCAAUACUUGGAAAAAUUGAUGAAAUGGUGAACAUGACUGUCACUACUGAAGAUGAUAGUGGAUGUAAUAAAACAAUGCAGGAGUUAGAAAAAGAAGGAGAGGAAUUAUUGAAAACUUUGAAUAAGAUCCAAGACAAAGAAGGAGAAUUAGAAGAAAAGGAAAAAGAGGUGAAACAAUUGUUAAAAGAAUGGCAAGAGCAUAAAAUAAGAUGUAUGGAAAAAUAUGAAAAGACGAAUAGUUCUUUCACAAGUUUGAAGUCAAGUCCUAUGGACAACUUAACUGAGAUUAUAACUUCAACUGAAUCUACGCUCCAAGAAAUGGAAACAAAAUUUAUAACUUCAACAGAGUCGACAAAGUUAGUAACGUCAAGUCAAAUGAAAGAAUAUGACAAUACUACUUCUACAGAAGAAAAAAUCACAACAUCACUUUCGACAUCUGAAAUGAGUAUGUCCACAGAAAAAUUCAUGCCAAACUCAACAGAAGUUUUAUCGAGUACAUCUGAACUUUCAUCAACUUUGAUGCAGGAAAUACAAAAUAUCACUCAAUUUAAGGAGUUAUCAGUUUCAUCUACUGUAAAUUAUACAGCUGCAAUUUUUUCUACAUCAGAAAAAACCUUAUCUACGGUAAUGGAAUUUACAAUUUCUCAAACGGAGUUAAAUGAAUCAACAACUGUUUCACCUUUAGUUUCUUUUACUGAAAAUGGUACAUCAUCAACAUGGUUAUUUUCUUCAGAACCAAAAGAAGAAGAUUUAUCGAGUACUAUAGAAAUUACAUAUCCUACAUUAUUAUCGAUAACUUCUGAAAAGCCAAUUAAUGUUACAGAAACGACAUCUUCAAUAUCACUUAUACAAACAAGUACUGAAGUAGAACAAUUAAAUUUAACAAUUCAAGAAACAACUUUAGAAGAAAUAUCUCUAUUGAACGCAACAACUGAAGAGUACAAAAUUAAUGAGACUACCAAUUUGUACCAAUCUUCAACUAUCACGCCUGAAAUAAUAAAUAUUACGACAAUGACAACACCAUCACUUUCUUCAGAAUUUGUGAAAAAUGUAUCAAUCUUUCCUACUUCAAAUUCGAAUGCAACAUCAGAAAUGCCAAUAACAUCAUCGUCAUUAUCAUCAUUAAUUACUGAAGAAAUAGAAAAUGUAACACAAACAUUUACUUCAUCAGUUUAUUCUACUGAAGAGAAAAUUACAAAUGUGACAGAAUUAUCCACUUCAUCGGUUUACUCUGCUUCAGAAAAAAUUGAAAACAUGACUGAAACCUCUUCUUCGUUAUAUUCUUCGACUGAAGAACUAGUUUUAAAUGUAACAGAGACGUCUAUUUUACCAAUUUAUUCAACUGAAGAAAAAAUGGAAAAUGUGACAGAAAUCUCUUCUCCAUCAGUUUAUUCUACUGAAGAUAAAAUUACAAAUGUAACAGAAUUAUUAACUUCAUCCGUUUAUUCUACUGAAGAAAGAAUUACAAAUAUCACGGAAAUAUCAACUGCAUCCGUUUACUCCACUACAGAAAAAAUAGAAAAUAUAACAGAAAUAUCUUCGCCACCAGUUUCUUUGACUGAAGGGCAGGUUUUUAAUGUAACGGAAAGUUCUUCUUCAUCUGGAUAUAUUACUGAAAAUCGAACACUAAAAACAAUAUCAACCGUAGAAACUACCGAAGAAAAAAUUAUGAAUGUAACAGAACUUUUAUCGUCAUCAAGAACAGAAACUGAAACUACAGAAACUCUUUUAACGACACUUUCAACAGAAGUUAUACAAAAUAAAACUGAGACAUCAUUGAUGAGUUCUUUAACAGUUCAAAAUAUUACAUCGUCUUUACCAUCAAAUUUAACAUCUACUGAAACAAUAUCUUCUGAAAAAUUUUAUUCUUCUACUGUAUCAUCUUUAAUGCCAGAAACAAUAUCACCUUUAACUAAUGUCACUGAAUUCGUGGGAAUAACAGCAGUAACUGAAAGUAAUUUUACAAGUACUCGUAAAGAUCUAGUAUCUUCUCCUGCAACUUCUGAAAGUUCAACAAUACUAUCGUCAUCUUUUGAUACUGAAGAAAUAAAAGACAAUUUAACAACAAUAAUGGAAAUUACUAGUUCUUCACUAUCAGAAGGAACUACGAAAAAAGAAAUACAAGAAAUUACUCAAGCUUUUUCAUCAUCAUCUCAUUAUUUUAGUGAAGUAGAAAGUAUGACAGAUAUGCCAAAAAUAUCACCUUUUACUAAAGGCGAAAGAAUAGUGUUUACAUGUCCUGAACAUAGAACUGAAGCUUCGAUUGGUACUUCAAAAUUAACAACAUUAAAAGAAAAAGAAAUAACAUCAACAAUAUAUUCAACUUCAGCAUCUACUAAAAGCGGUACAACUUAUUAUACCUCUGAAGUUCCGUCAUCUCCAGAAGUAUCGACAACUAAUAAAACAACUGAGUUUCUUUCUACAUCGGCAGAAAGCAUUCAGGAUGUACUCCCAAAUGCUACAGAAACAUCAUCAAUUUCAGUAUCCAUGAGUUUCGAACCACUAAUAAAUAUAACAUCGCAAUCGACUGUAUUGACUACAGAAAUGGGUGUUGAAAAUAUGACAGAAUCAUCUAUAUCGCCAUCGAUAACUGAAGAGUUUACUUUCUCACAGAAACAAAAUAUUACAUCUUCGAUUUUAUUAACGUCAACUGUGAUUUAUUCAACAGAAAAAACGAAUACUACAGAGAGUGUACAAGGAUCAUCUUUUACAUCAGAAGAAAUAUCGUCCAUCAUUAAAGAAAAUGUAACGGAAUUUAUCUCAACAUCAUUUACUGUGAAAGAAGGGAGUACUGAUACUGAAGAAACAUCGUCAUCCAACUUUACUACAGAAACACUAAAGGAAGAAAAUACAACAGAGCCAUUUACAUCAGAAUUACCAUUAAAAAGUGACAUUACUUCUGGACCUUUAUUUAAUAUAUCCUCGACUUCUAUGGAAGAUUUGAAAAAUUUAUCUGAUACAUCAUCUUUUUCAUUCACAAAACUAAAUCAAUCCACAACUCCAAUAGAGAUGUCUUCAAGUCCAUUUACUUUUUCAUCGACAACGGCAAUUUUAAAUAUUUCAAGUACUUCAACAUCAUUUUUAAAUACUACAGAAGAAUUAACAUCGCCAGAAUUAACUAGUAGUAGUGCUAAUGAAUCACUUACAAUGUUAUCAACUUCGGAAAUAGAGCAUUCUACUACAGAAUUAUUGGAAACUGUCGAUAAUACAACUAAAUCUAGUCCAAUUGUUUCUGAGCUUACUUCUAGUUCAAUACUUCAAGAACAAACUUCUGAAUUGCCACCUAACACAACAACUUCUGAAAAUUUUAUAAAUAUGACUAGCUUUGUUAGUUCAACACAAAGUACAAUAUCUACUACUGUAUUAGCUGAAAAAGUUAAUUCAACUGUUGAACAAACUACUAUUUCGGCAAAUUUAAAACCAACAACAAAUGUUACAUCAAUUCCCACAUCAAUAGAAACCCCUUCUUCAACUUUGUCUUUUAUAGAAGAAAUAAAUAAAACGGAAACUGUUGUAGAAUCUUCAAGUUAUUCAUCAUCUGAAAAAGUAGAAACGGUUUCUAUUCCUAUGGAAUCAUUUAAUACAACAAUUUCAAAAAUACUUGAAGAAAAAAAUGAAACGGAACCAUUUACAUAUUCAACAAGUUCAUCGACAUCAAAGAAAGUACAAUCAACUUCUAUUUUAAGCGAAACAAUGACAGUAUCAUCAUCUGUUCCAUCAUCAAUAUUAUCUACAGUAAUGAGCUCAACAGAAAUACCUUCAACAUUUUUAACAUCAUCUGAAUUAUCAACAACUAAAAUUCCCCUAACAACAUCUACAAUAGUUUCUUCAUCUAAAUCGAUAUCAAGUACUACAUUACCUGAAGUAUCAACGUCAUCAAUUUCAUCACUUGCAACUGAAACCACUGUAACUAUGCUUUUUCCUUCUUCCUUAUCUCAAAAAACUGAAAUAGAAAAUACUACAUAUUUAUCAAGCUUAUUGACGUCAGAACAAAUUGAAUCAACUACAUUGCAAAUUAAUGAAACUGAGGAAUCAAAUAUUACAGAGUUAAAAACAACAGAAGCCUUACUAAUGUCAUCGACUCUCGAAGGAAGUAACGAGACAGAAGUUUCUGUUAGUACUAGUAUAACAAUAUCAACACCACAGGUGUCAACAGAAACUAGUCCAAGUUUAUUAAAUAAAACUCAAUCUGAACCAAGUCAAUUAAUAUCUUCAACUAGUCCAACGUUAGUAUCAGAGUUAUCUUCUCCAUCAUAUCCUUCUUCAACUUUAUUAGUAAAUUUAACCGAGCCAAGUGAAAGUACAAUAUCAGUACAAUUUGCAAGCACAAAGAUUCCGGAAACAUUCACAUCCGUUAAUAAGUCAACUGAACCUUCAGUAACUACUUCUGAAAAAAUAGAAAUUUCAUCAGAAGUAACUACAUUCAAUUUUUCAUCUUCUGAAGUGUCUAAAUCUUCUACGCUUAGCACAUUAAUUUCUUCAACGCUAUUGGAAUCGUCCUUAGCACCACAGUCUUCAUCAAAGUCAACAUUACCUUCUGAAACAACAAUUUCACAAGUACCGUCGUUGACACCUCUGCUAACAUCAGAAGUAACACUACCAACUUCAACUUCUACAAAAUUAUUAACAUCAUCAUCACCGUCCGAAUCAACUUCAGAAAAUUUUUCAUCUAUAACUUAUUCACUAUCAGAAUUAUCAACAACUCCUGAGUCAUUAACGGAAUUACAAUCAACAUCACUAACUACAUCAAAAAUUUCAUCAAUAUAUUCAACAUUACCAGAACUAUCAACAUCACCUAUAAAAGCAACAAAGUCAACAUCAUCUGUUACCUCAAUUGGAACUUCUGCAUCAUCAUUAUCUUCAUUGAAAUCUUCUACAAAUUUGUCAACUUCAUCUGAAAUACAAACGUUAUCACAGUCAUCAUCAACAAUAACUGCAUCUUCAAUGUUGACUGAAUCAUUAUCAACAACGCAAUCGCCAAUCCAGAUGUCAAGUAUGUUUACUUCGUCAGAAUCAUCACCGAUUUCGAUAUUAACUAAUACAUCUAUACAUCCAACCUCACUAUCUUCAACAUUCGUUUCGUCAUCAAUAUCAUCUUCGACACCUUUGAGUUCAACAAGAAAACCAUCUAUACUUUCAUCAUCGACUAAAUUAUCACCAAUAACUGAGGAAAUAAUGAAUACAUCUUCAACGAUUUCUACAUCAUCAGAAUCAACAUCUAUCACAUGGUCAGUAUCACCUGCGACUACUGAGGGCUCAACAGUGACAUUUGUUGCAUCUUCAUCAUUGUCUGUAACGCCAUUGACUUCAUCUACCGGAUCACAAAGCUCAACAGAAGAAUUAUUAACACAUUCAUUGUCAACUGAAUUAUCAUCGACUACUCCGAAUCCAGUACAAAAAUCGUCGACUAUUCCUAUAUCAUUAUCAACUUCGAUAUUGAAUGUAACAUCAACUCCAUUUACAUUAUCGGAGUUACUUUCAUCAUCUGUGACAUCUUCAAUAUCGUCAUCAGUUUCAUCGAGCUCGAUAGAAACAUCUCCAUCAACUCCAAUAGAGUCGGAAACAACAGCAGUAUGGACAUCAAUGAAUUUAUCUUCAAUUUCUCAACCAUUAUCAAAAUCAUCCCCUACAUUUCUAAAAACUACGGAAUUUCCUACAACUUCUCAGUCAUCUACUAAGUUAUUAAUAACCACUCCGUUAUCAUUUUUAACAUCUUCAACAUCUUUGGGAACAACAAAAAUUCCAUCAUCAGAAAUGUCUACACCAACUUUAACAUCUUUCAAAAUUUCUUCGAGUUCUUCACCUCUAUCUGAAACACAUUCAACGGCUUCGACGUUGAUAGAGGUACCUACAACUUCUUCAAUAUCGACAAAACAAACAUUAAUAGAGACGUCGCCAACUACUUUUAUAACGUCAGAAUUAUCAUCAAGUCCAUUAUUAACCGAUACAUCAACACUUUUAAUUUCAUCACCUUCAACACCAAUUACAUCAUCGACAGUUCAGACAUCUAUAAAAACAUCUUCAAUAAUUUCGGUAUCAUCAGAGUCAUCAUCAGUUUCGAUAUCAACUAAGUUACCAACAGUAUCAACAACGAUUACGCCAUCAAUAUCGUCUACAACAUUGAGCUCAACAGAAAUAUCUUCACAGUCAACUGAACCAGAAUCAACGUCGUCUGUGAUGUCUUCAUUAUCAUCGAAAGUACUGAGCUCAACAGAAACAUCUUCAAUAUUAACCGAAUUUCCAACGUCAUCUGUUAUGCCAUCAAUAUCAUCUACAUCAUUGAGCUCAACAGAAACAUCUUCAAUAUUAACUGAAUUUCCAAUAUCAUCAUCAUCUGCUACUUCAUCAAUAUUAUCAACAACUCAAAGCUCGACAGAAAUAUCUUCAACACAAUCUGAAUCAUUAUUAUCAACUACUGAAAUUCCAAUGAAAACAUCUACAAUAGUUUCAUCGUCUGAAUCAAUGUCAAAUACUGGAUCAUCUGAAGUAUCAACGUCAUCCAUGGUAUUGAAUCAAUCCUCAACAUCGUUUUUACCGGAAUCAUCUUCAACCUUUUCAAAAUUGAAUACAACUUUGCCGUCAUCGCCAACAUUAUCUAAAAUAUCAUCGACGUUAACCGAAUUAUCAUCAGCUAUAUCACAAACAACUCAGUCUAUCUCUACAUCUACGUCAUCUCCAACUAUUUCAACGUUGCCUGAAUCAUCAUUAUUAAAAUCUUCUACAACUUUAAAAGCAACAGAAAUAACAUCAACUACAUCUCCAACAGAAGCGACAAAAACAUCUGUAACAUCAUCGAAUUCAUCAUCAACGGAAACGUCUCCAAUAUCUGUAUCAUCGUCUUUGAAACCAAUAUUUUCAACAUUAUCUGAAUCUCCUUCACAAUUGACAUCAACACAAUCACUUUCAACGACUACAAUAUCAUCGAAAUCUCCAUCAACUCUUUCUACUAUUUUAGACUCUUCAUCAAUUUCAACUACGCAGUCAUUAAUUCCCUUAAAAUCUUCAGAAUCAAAAUCGAGUUUUAUCACAACAACUAAAUUGUCGUCAUUAUCAUCCACGUUGACAGAAUUAUCGAUGACUCCAUUGUCAUCAGGAAUUACAUCGACAGUUUCGUCUUCACCGGAAGUAUCUUCAACACCUUCAUUAUUAACGGAGCAAUCAUCAAUUCCUUCAACACUGCUGAAUUUAUCUUCAUUACCUUUGACACAAUCCGAAUCAACAAUCUCAAUUGAAUCUAAAUCUCCGUCAUCUCCUAUUUCUCCAACAUUAACUCAAGAAGUAGAGGCAGAAUCUACAUCUACAUCUGUGAAAGACACUCCAUCAACUAAAUUAUCGACUGUAUCAAAGUCCAGUCUAUUAACAGAAAUAGAAUCAUCGACAUUAUUAACAACUUUAAACGAGUCCAGUUCCUCUACGAAAGUAGAAUUAACAACAUCAUCGAUAUCUCCUGGCCCUAGUCAGUCUACAGAAUUAAAAUCAACAACAUUUUUUACAACUUCGAGCUUGAAUCCAUCAACAGAAAUGGAAUUAACAACACCAUCAAUAUUUUUCAGUCCAUCUUCAGAAGUAAAAUCAUCAUCAUCAUUGCCAUCUUCAACUUUAAGUCCAUAUACAGAAAUGGAAUCAUCACAAUUAUUGACAUCUACGUCGUCAUCUAUAAAAGAUAUUCAAUCAACAACAUUAUUAACGUCUAUUCCGACUUCAUUAGGAUCUACUGUUAUUACUUCAGUUUCUCCAACAUCCACGUCAAGUUUAACGACCGAAGCACAAGUCACUAACUUUACCGAUACAAAAUCGCAGUCCUCAACGUUUGUUACUCCUAAACAAUUAUCUAGUACAGAAAAUGUUACAGAAUUUACAACUGUAACUAGGGAACCAUCUACAAGUACUACUUUUUCAUCGAGUGAAUCAUCAUCACUAAAGUUAUCAACUGCAAUAAUUUCUGAUAUGUCAAGUACAACCCUUAUACCUGUUUCAUCUACUAAAUUAAUUUCAUCUACAACACCUCUUUCUUCAAUAUCAUCAAUUGUUUCAUCUUUACCAUCAUCAACAGCGAUAGAUAUAUCGAGUUCUAUGAAAGAAUCUACUGAAACUUCCACGCCAGAACGAAUGUCUUCCGUAUCGUUAUCAUCGGAAACAGAGACAACUGGAUUUACAGACGUAUCAAGUACAAGCAUAGAAGCUUUUACAUCUUCCUUGGCUGGAAUUACGACAUUAAAAAAUACGGAAUCUUCUAGCAAACUUUCAACAACUUCACUCAGUAGUGAAAAAGAAGAAACAAGAAUGCCAUCAACAAUGUCAUCGAUAACAUCGACUGUAUUAAGUACAUCAGAAUCUUCAUCAACAUUGAAAGAACGAAACAACAUAUGA